Hyaloscypha bicolor E is the source of this 1020-nucleotide messenger RNA. RefSeq lists its product as uncharacterized. Bases 175 to 870 code for a protein of 231 amino acids. The record is from RefSeq and is a predicted model, not a curated record. NCBI's taxonomy places the organism in Eukaryota, Fungi, Ascomycota, Leotiomycetes, Helotiales, Hyaloscyphaceae. The transcript is spliced from 3 exons.
UUCGAACUCGUCUCUUUCUGUCCCGUCAAAUCUUUUGUAUAGCUUCCCACACCUCAGCUUAACCACGGAAUCAGCACCAAAGCAUCUCCAAAUCGCUUCAUUGCUUAGGGAUUUCUGCUCAUUCAAGCUCUCAACACGAAAUCUCUCGUUGGUGCUGAGCUUCUGUGUUCGACAAUGUCCGUCGUCACCGCUCCGGCUCCUGUGGCUGUUAGACACGCUGCUUUUCGCCAGGAUGGAGAAGCAAGCAAUGCAACUCUGAGCCAUGACACUGGGGUUGUCGCUGGCAGAGAGACGUCAGAUACCAGUCAUCCUCGUCCGUUGCAACGAUCCGCAAGGACAAUGUCUUCGGCUGCUCCGAGCGGAAAAACUAUGUCUCUCCAUCACGCUGCUACCGACGAACUUCGCUCAUCCCAGAGCGAUUUCCGUGGCCGUGGGACUGCAUGGGCAAUUAUCUGUAUCGCCCUAUGCGCCGUCACCGGGUUCACCUUUGCCUACUUCUAUACGGCUCAUUUUGAAUGGCAAGCGAGUUCUGUUUGGGCAUUGGUCUCGGCUUCGAUUCUACGAGCCGUCGGCCUCUGUGCCGUCAUGGUCCCGGCUCUGUUUCGCAGGACAGGCUUUCGUCUGGAGCGUCGACGCACUUUCGUCUUUCUAUGUCUUCUGAGUCUCAUGUCAGUGGUUGCAGCCUGGGUACUUUGGCACUUCCGCUCCCCCAAGUGGCCGCAGGUUCUGCUCACGGUUUCGGACGUGUUCUCGGCCAUCGCAGGUGCUCAAUUGGUGAUAUCUAGUGCCUAUGAGCUGACGGCGAUGCCCUACGAUUCGAUUGAUAUGGAUGCGCGUUGGGCAGAGCUAGAAGCGCAGAACACCCACUAACGUCAAGAGCAUGAUCAGGAUCACACUCUGAAGUUCGAGAUGUCUAUCGUAGAGGCUCACAAUCACGGUAUGAGAGGUCUUUUUCACUCGUCGCUUGGUUACUUGUCGUUUCAUCCCCAGUGGGUCCAAAUAAACACUGGGUGGGGGGUU